Messenger RNA from Cydia fagiglandana, 2644 nucleotides. It is a transcript of the gene Ptp36E, whose product is annotated as receptor-type tyrosine-protein phosphatase kappa. Bases 43 to 2112 code for a protein of 689 amino acids. Gene Ontology annotation, biological process: protein dephosphorylation. Gene Ontology annotation, molecular function: protein tyrosine phosphatase activity. The record is from RefSeq and is a predicted model, not a curated record. Lineage: Eukaryota; Metazoa; Arthropoda; Insecta; Lepidoptera; Tortricidae. The transcript is spliced from 16 exons.
UAAAGUGCCAGUGUAUAAUAGUGAAACUAAGUUAAAAACAUCAUGUCGUCUCGGACGGGUCAGCGAGGCACGUCGGUGGCUAACAGCCAGCGUCGGCAGCCUCGCUCGAGGUCGUCGACGAGGGCUGGCGAGAAGAAGUCGAAGGGAGGCGAGAGGACCGGGGCUACCAGUCUGGUGUCCAUCCCUAACACCAUCAAGCUUAGCAUGCUGAACAGCGGGCUUAUAUCAUUUGAACGGGUGAAGUUUAAACCAGAGACUGACGAGAACGGCUCCAUAACGGAAACGAUACCGGCCGAGCCCGUGCAGCUGAAGAACUUCCCCAAGCUGUGCGAGCAGCGCCGCAAGUUUCCCGUCCUCUACAAGCUCGAGUUCCAGACAGCGGUCAAAGUGGAGACGCAUUCGUGUCGGCACGCCACCAAGAAGACUAAUCUACACAAAAACCAGAACCAAAAAGUUAUACCUUAUGACUACAAUCGAGUGGUGCUAAACACAGUGGACCGGGAACCUGACUCAGAUUAUAUUAAUGCUUCCUAUAUAGAUAGUAUAUUAAAACCCAAUGCGUACAUAGUGACGCAGGGGCCCACUGAAGACACGGUGCUGGACUUCUGGCGGAUGAUAUGGCAGGAGCGGGCGGCUGCCAUCGUCAUGCUCACCAAGACAUUCGACUUUAUCAAGGUAAUGUGCGUCCAAUACUGGCCUCCGAGCAAGGACAAGGAGGAGACGUACGGGGACCUGCACGUCUGCAUCGAGCGCGAGGAGGAGCUGGCCAAUUUCCACAUACGGACGUUUAGGCUUUAUAAGAAAAACGAACAAGGUGUGGUGAUCGAAGAGCGAUUCAUCCUCCAGUUCCACUAUACACAAUGGCACUCCCACACAUGUCCAUUCAGCAAUGCGCUGCUUGAGUUCCGGCGGCGCGUCCGGGCCGUGGUGGGCCGCCGGCUGGCCGCCAAUCCCGCCGCGGGACCCAUGGUCGUGCACUGCAACGACGGAGGCGGCCGUUCAGGAGUAUAUUUAUCUAUAGACGCUAACCUGGAGUUGGCUGAAGAAGAAGACUGCUUUGAUGUUUUCGGCUUUUUGAAGAAGCUUAGACAAUCACGAAAGGGCCUUAUAGAGAACGAGGAACAAUACAAGUUCGUGUAUGAUACGUUAGAAGAGCACGUCGUCUGUGGAGUUUCCUGGUUCCCAGUGACGCACCUCACCAUAAGACUGCAGUCCAAAUCACAGCGGGACCCGGUGACCAAGCUGAACGACUACCAGCGCGAGUACCAACAGAUAUGCAAACAGACGCCAAGGUUUACUAUCGGGGACUGCGCAGGCGGCCAUCGAGGAGAUAACAGGGAGAAGAACAGAGAUGUCUUGGUUGUUCCACCUGACAACUUUCGGCCGUACCUGACGUCGUUUCAAGGCAACAGUUUCACCGAUUACAUCAACGCCGUGUUUGUAGACGGGUACACCAAGCCUCGGGAGUACAUCGUCACUGAGUGGCCGCUGAUCAAGACGCAGGGCGAGUUCUGGUCGCUGGUGUAUGACUACGAGUGUGCUGCGGUCGUGGUGCUGUGCGUCCCGCCUAAGAACUCUCAACAAUAUCCUCCGUUCUGGCCAGAAAGCCGAAGUCCCAAGAAAUACGGCCCAGUCUUCACAAUAGACCACGUCUCACACGAACACUUUACCAACAUCAAGACGUGGAUAUUCCGCAUUAACAAGAAGAUCGUGUCCCUAACGGAGCUGAUGGCGGGCGUGAAAGCGCCACCGAAGACGGUCCAACUUUUCCAGCUGACCUGCUGGCCCAUGGGCCACAAGGUGCCCACGUCCACCAACUCACUGGUGGAACUUAUGAACAUGGUAGAGCGGUGGCGGCAGCGCACCGACUACGGGCCCGUCUGCGUCGUGUCGCCAGACGGGCGGAGCCGGGCGGGGGUGUACUGUGCGGCCAACGCUUGCAUCGAGCAGGUCAUCCAGCACGGCGAGGUGGACGUGUUCCAAGCCGUGAAGACCGUACGUCGCCACCGUCCGCAGCUCGUCGAGAACAUGACUGAAUAUAAAUACUGCUACGACCUAGUGCUCCACUACGUGCUGCAUUAUUUAAAUGAAGAUAUGAAUGAAAAGAAGUGAGAGUGCGAACUCAAGGGCGAGCCCUGGUUCAUCGAGUUUGGACGCGGCGCGGCGCUACCCACGACGCCCGAGGAGACCAGCCCAGCGGCGGCCCCCAAGGACAAGCGGCCGCCGCGGCCGGCGCGCCCCCGGCGCGGACUCUCGCUGGACCGGCUGCUGCCCGCGGCCGUGCGCCCGCCGCUGCCGCACGCCGCCACCGUCGACCCGCCGCGCCGCACCCGUCGCGCCGACCGCCCGCCGCUGCGUCGCUCCAUCCGCCUCGAGGACGAAGACGCUGCUGCUGACGAACGCCGUCGCGUCUUCGUUCAUGGGCCUCGCGCGCCCUCCUUUGACGAGGGUGAUGCCAGCGACGAGCACGAGGAGUGCGACUGCGCGCAUAGCUCGUUCGAGCGCUCGGGCCACUCGGCAUCGGCUGACACCGCCGAAGACGACGAUGAAUAUGAACCAGAGCUCGCUAUCACCCCGCCGCCCGUCGAACCGCGGCCGGUGGCACGCCCGCACUUACGCGGCGUGUCUUCCGACCGCGUGCUCG